Molecule: messenger RNA, 2117 nt
Organism: Solenopsis invicta (red fire ant)
Lineage: Eukaryota; Metazoa; Arthropoda; Insecta; Hymenoptera; Formicidae
Product: THAP domain-containing protein 5-like
Exons: 5
Coding region: 136-1113 (325 amino acids)
Molecular function (GO): sequence-specific DNA binding
Source: RefSeq, a predicted model, not a curated record
CGGUUUUAUGUUGUGCUUAUGUUAUGUUAUGCAUUUCAUGUGCGAAGCCCUUUAGUGUGACAGUUACAAAGUUAGGUUAGAUACUCAAACUCAUUCGUAUCAUUCAUCAACGUUAAUUCAUUUUUUUUAAAUAAAAUGGUAAAAUGCAUAGUACCAGGAUGUUUCACGACAAAUUCUUCAGAUAAAUGUAAAAAUAAAUUUCAGAAAGUAUUGGAACAAAAUAUAAAAAUUAGUUUUCACAGGUUACCAAAAGAUGUAAAUAGAAGAGCAUUAUGGCUUAAAAAUAUUGGAUUAAGUGAACAUAUUAACUUGAAAAAACAUGCAUCAAUUUGUUCUUUACAUUUUAAAGAAGAAAAUAUAAACAGGACUUUAGAUAAAAUUUUUUUACGUGAAAACGCUGUUCCUUGUGUACAAGCUUUUGUCGAUGACACACACAAUAGAGAACAAGAAAACAUCAAAAAUCAACAGAAUUGUUUAAAUGUAUCAUUUUCUUCUAUUGAUUAUAAUUUAGACCAACCUUCAGAUUUAGAAACCUCAUUUUCAUCAGUUGAUACACAUAUGACAAACAAAUUAAAUACAGGAAAUCAAAAUGACAAUAAUUUUCAAAAACCAAGUACUUCCACAGAUGAAAUAUUUUUUGAUGAAUCUAUUGGAGAAUUAAUUACAACAGAAGAAUCUUUGUUAACUGAUAAAUUUCAAGAUUGCACUGUAAGACUCGAGGAAGAGACUUUUAUUGAUAUGGGUUCUUCUCCAAUAAAUUUAUCUGAAAAUUCAAAUUUGAAAGUUCAUCGCUCAACAUCUGUUAGUCCUGAACAUUUGCAAGAUGACAAAGAUGACACAAUCAAAUAUUUGAAAGCUUCGUUGAAAGAAUAUAAACAAAAAUCACAACAAACCAUUAAACGUUUGAAACGCAAAAUCAAACAAAAAUCUAAAGCAGAUUAUGAUACUGCUAUGAUGUCUUUAUCACAAUUAGAUAACAAUUACUUAGAUGUUUUAGAGCAAAUAGAAGAUGGGGAAGUAUCAUGGAAAUACUUUGAACAACUACACACUAUUCAGGAAAAGGAAAGACUUCAUUUAACAAAUAAGUUACGCAGUAAAUAUUUAAAUUAUUGAAAGCAGAAAAUGAAUUCGACUUGCAGCUCAAUUAUUUAGUAAUAGUGUUGCCAAUUCAAUGACAGUUUUAAAAAAUAUGAAUAUUUCUUCAUUUUAAGAUAGCACUGCUACAAUCCGUUUUAUAAAUUUAUUUAAUGAUCUUUUUGAUAUAAUGAAUAGUAAAAGUUUAAAAAGCUCACAUUUUAAAAAACCAUUAGAAUAUUUAAAAAAAAAUGAGAACCAACAAAAUCAUAACAAAACUAUUUUUGCAAAAUUACUCAAAUGUGAAAAUUAUAUUCUUAAUUUGGAAACAAAAACCUCAGAAAAAUUCAUUUUUACUAAAAAAAAGGUGGGGUUUGUUGGAUUUUUAAUUUGUAUUCUUAGUUUCCAGCAACUAUAUCGUGAAUUAUGUGAACAUGAAAAGGUUUUAAAAUAUAUACCAUCUUACAAAGUGAGUCAAGAUCACAUAGAAUUGCUUUUUGUAUAGAGCACAUAAUGGUUGUAACCAUAAUCUUACAGUUCGUCAAUUUGUUGGUAUAUUUAAAAAAAUUUUAGUACAUCAUGAACUUUGCACAGAUAAUACAGGUAAUUGUAUACCUCAAAAAAAUAUUUCUAUAUUACGUAUAAUAUCAAAAAUAGAUCCGGUGAAUGUAAUUAAUAUGACCACGCCAUCAAUCAGUCUUAGCUGAAACAAGUAACAAAGAAGAUAAUUGACAAAAACAUUGAUAAGGAUACAGAAAGAUUAUCAAUGUUAAUUCAGAAUUUUGACACACACUCAUAUGUAACACAUCCAUGUACUGUAUCAGAAGUUGCUAAAACAAUUAUUUCUUACAUAGCAGGUUUUGUUCGAUCUUUACAGAAAAAAAUAAAAUGUGAAUAUUGCUUAAAAGCUUUAGAAAGUUCUACAUCAUCAAAUUCAUCUUUAAUUUCAAUAAAAAGUAGAGGAUUUUUAAUUUAUCCAUCGUCUAAUGUAAUUUUUAUUUGUACAAAAGCUGAAAAAAUAAUAAAAAUGUGUCUUUAUGAAA